AAGCUCGUGCCACGCGUCCUCCAUUUGCUGCUGUUAAAGCACCUACCCCGUCCUCGCUCCUGAUUAUUACCAUGACCCACCCGCCAUUCAAGUCUGUCCUCCGUCCUCUGUCUUGCUCUCCAUAGUGCUCCGGCGAACAAAGGGGAAAAGUGCUUCGAUGAUGAUGGAGGAAUCAUGGACAUCGAUCUGGACCUCGGUCCGCGGCUGGUUCACUCCCACCGUCCUCUUCCUGCUUCUCAACCUCGUGAUCGGCACCAUCGCCGUGACCUCCAAGAGCCUUCGCUCCCACCGCCGCCACCACCGCGACGGCGUAGACGUCCCGCCGGAGGAUCUCCCACCGCUCUCACGUGGCCCCUCCGCCAUGCUUGAGCGCAUCCGUUCAAUCGGCCUCUACCGCUUCCGAUCCGGGGAGAUCUCCAUCGACGCCGCCCUCUCCCGGACGCUCCCCGAAGCGGCUCCUUUGGAGACAGCGAUGGACCCUCCGGAGGCCGCAGCAAGCCAUGAGGACAACCACGACCACGAAACUCACCAAUACGGGCGGAGUCGGUCGGACACGAGGGAGGAAGCGGCGGGGAAGCUGGCGGGAAAGAUGAAGAAAUCCGCGAGCGCCAGUUCGGCGUUCGAUCACUUCGAGGCGGCUGAGAUCGUACGGCGGCCGGCUACCGCGAGGGGCGGCCGCGGAGCGCCGGUUGCAGAAGAGGAGGAGGAGGUGGAGGUGGACGCGAGGGCGGACGAUUUCAUCAACCGGUUCCGGCAGCAGCUCCACCUGCAGCGGCUAGAUUCCAUUCUGAGGUACAAGGAGAUGCUCAAGCGUGGCAAAUGACACCACUACUAAUACCAAGAAAUCAAAACCUGCUGCUUAAUUACAUUCGUAGUGAUGGUUAUUUAUUGUUGUUAUUUUUUAACCUUUCUAGAGAAUAAACCUUGUAUUUGUGAAUUAAAUUAUAGAUUGGUAUGUCUGAUGAGAGUAAAACGGCAAGCUAACGAGGUCGAAUGUUGAA
This is a messenger RNA of Musa acuminata AAA Group (dessert banana), 1001 nucleotides long. RefSeq names its product pathogen-associated molecular patterns-induced protein A70-like. The coding region runs from base 158 to 823 and encodes 221 amino acids. The transcript has a single exon. The record is from RefSeq and is a predicted model, not a curated record. NCBI's taxonomy places the organism in Eukaryota, Viridiplantae, Streptophyta, Magnoliopsida, Zingiberales, Musaceae.